AUGGAUUCCAAAACAGGACCUGAAAUUCCAGGUAUCAUUCAGCCAGGCAAUGUUACUCAAGAUUUGAAGAUGAUGAUUUGCAAGCUGCUCAACUCUCCCAAACCGGCCAAGACUUUCCCUGGAUCCAAUCCCGUAUCCUUCCAGCACUCUGAUAUUGAGGAAAAACUGUUGUCCCAGGAUUAUUAUGUGUGUGAGAAGACCGACGGUUUGCGUGCGCUGAUGCUCAUCUUAAUUAAUCCAGUCACUAGGGAACAAGGUUGCUUUAUGAUUGAUAGAGAGAACAAUUACUAUUUGGUGAACGGAUUCAGGUUUCCAAGACUUCCACGUAAGGAUAAGAAGGAACUCUUGGAGACUUUGCAAGAUGGCACGCUGAUUGAUGGUGAACUUGUUAUACAAACAAAUCCUGUAACAAAACUGAGAGAGAUGCGAUAUCUGAUGUUUGACUGUUUGGCUAUCAACGGCCGUUGCAUAACACCAUCUCCAACAAGUUCAAGGCUAGCACAUCUUGGGAAGGAAUUUUUCAAGCCAUAUUACGAUCUAAGAUCGCUAUUUGCAGAACAAUGUGUUACCUUCCCUUUCAAACUUUCAAUGAAGCACAUGAACUUCAGUUAUGAUCUAUUAAAAGUGGCCAAUAGUUUGAGUUCGCUACCCCAUGAGUCAGAUGGUUUGAUUUUCACCCCAGUCAAACUUCCUUACAGCGUAGGGAGCAAAGACUCAUACUUGCUCAAAUGGAAACCAGAAGAUGAAAAUUCCGUUGAUUUUAAGUUAAUUUUAGAGAUUCCAAUGGUUGAAGAUGAGUCGCUGCCCAAGAAAGACCCUGCAAGAUGGUAUUUGAAUUAUGAUGCAAAACCUGUGUUCGAUUUAUAUAUCUGGCAAGGCGGUGCUGAUGUUAAUGCCAAAAUACAACACUUUGAUCGCCCUUUUAGCAAGAAAGAAUUUGAGAUUUUGGAGAGAACAUACAAGAAAUUUGCUGAGCUUGAGAUCAGUGACGAGAAAUGGCAACAACUGAAAAAUUUGGAAGAACCGCUCAACGGGAGAAUUGUGGAAUGUUGUAAAGAUCAAGAAACUGGAGCAUGGAAGUUACUGCGAUUCAGGGACGACAAAUUGAAUGGUAACCACACUUCAGUGGUUCAGAAAGUUUUAGAGAGUAUAAGUGAUUCAGUCAAGGUAGAAGACCUUGCGGAAGUUAUCCCAGACAUUAGGCAACGCUGGGAGCAAAGAAAGGGCACUGGUAAGCCUCCUUUGAACCACUUCCAACCACAGCAGCAACAGCCUCAACAUCACUCGAAUGCAAAUCAGCAUGCAGUUACUAACAAGGCGGUCGAACAAUCGGCACAGCCCAAGUAUGUAGAUGAGGGUGAUUGGUCUGAUUGA
Messenger RNA from Torulaspora delbrueckii, 1374 nucleotides. RefSeq names its product mRNA guanylyltransferase (gene CEG1). Gene Ontology annotation, molecular function: mRNA guanylyltransferase activity; ATP binding. The transcript has a single exon. NCBI's taxonomy places the organism in Eukaryota, Fungi, Ascomycota, Saccharomycetes, Saccharomycetales, Saccharomycetaceae. Gene Ontology annotation, cellular component: mRNA capping enzyme complex. Gene Ontology annotation, biological process: 7-methylguanosine mRNA capping. The record is from RefSeq and is a predicted model, not a curated record. The coding region runs from base 1 to 1374 and encodes 457 amino acids.